Orbicella faveolata is the source of this 1992-nucleotide messenger RNA. RefSeq names its product legumain-like. Gene Ontology annotation, molecular function: cysteine-type endopeptidase activity. The record is from RefSeq and is a predicted model, not a curated record. NCBI's taxonomy places the organism in Eukaryota, Metazoa, Cnidaria, Anthozoa, Scleractinia, Merulinidae. Gene Ontology annotation, biological process: vacuolar protein processing.
UUGCAGUGAAGCUCUCAUCCUCUUUUGGGUUGGGUCGCCGGUCGAGUAGUUCUACAGAUCUGCACUGUGCUUUACUUUCAAAUAACAAAAUGUUGGCAGAACUGCUUUUCCUUGGCAUUUCGCUUGUGGCGGCCUCCGAAGGAAAACAUUGGGCGCUUGUUGUAGCUGGAUCCAGUGGCUGGUACAAUUACAGGCAUCAGGCGGAUACAUGCCAUGCAUAUCAGAUUCUUCAUAAGAAUGGCAUUCCUGAUGAGAACAUUGUGGUUAUGAUGUAUGAUGACAUUGCUAACAAUACACAGAAUCCAACACCAGGCGUAAUUAUCAACAAGCCUUGGGGAGGUAAUGUGUACGAUGGGGUUUUAAAGGACUACACUAAAGAGGACGUCACUCCUAAGAACUUCUUAAAUAUUCUGAAAGGAGACAAACAAGCCAUGAGUGGAAUUGGCAGUGGAAAAGUGAUUGACAGUGGACCAAAUGAUCAUGUUUUUGUUUACUUUACUGAUCAUGGUGCACCCGGACUUAUUGCUUUUCCAGAGAGUGAGCUAAUGGCAAAUGACUUGAUAGAUGCCCUUAAUGAGAUGUCUGAAAAAAAGAAGUUCAGUAGGAUGGUGUUCUACCUUGAAGCUUGUGAGUCAGGAUCCAUGUUCGACAAGAAAUUGAAGGACAAUAUUAAUGGUAUGUCAGCCUGGGUGUCUGUCUGUAAAGCCCCUCCCUACUUUUUCUCGAUCACUUAUGUAAAUGACGUUGACUUGCAGGUGGAUCUGAAUAAAGAGUCGCUCUUAAAGCAAUUCCAAAUCGUCAAACAAGAGACAAACACGAGCCAUGUUAUGCAGUAUGGAGAAUUGGAUUGGGAUAGCGAAGUAUUGGAAGACUACCAAGGUGAAGGGAGUGGAAAAGGAUCUGGAAUUUCCCCAGAAGAGUACAAAGGGGAACCAAUUACCGAUGCUGUUCCAGUACCCGAUGUACAUCUGAAAACCCUUCAGAACCGCUUAAGGGAUACUGCAUCCUGGGAGGAAAGGCAAAAAAUCGUUCACGAAAUUGAAGAGUUGUACGAGCUGAAGGAAGAAAUCCGUAAAACCAUGGAAUUGAUUGUGGAGCACUGUGUGUCCUCUGAUGACCAGAAGAUGCGAGUUCUCAAGACCAAAGCUGAACCUCAAGACUUUGACUGUUACAAGAAGGCUGUAAAAACGUUCUCCAAGAACUGCUACAAUCUGGGGAAGAAUGAACACGCUCUUCGUCAUGUGUAUGCACUUUCAAACUUGUGCGAGGAGAACAUCGAAGCCGAAGUGAUUGUAUCUGCAAUUAAAGAACAGUGUGGAGAAGGAAAACCCGAUGGGUUACAGUUUUAGACGCUGGAGUGUGACUCUGAAACCAUUUGGUGUUUUUAAAAACUGUUUUUUUUUUUUAUGUUCUUAAAAUAUUAAACUUACUGUUGUAGGUAAUGCAUGUAUAGAAAGUAAUAUAGUUUUAUAGAUAGUUUUGCAAAUAGUUGUAACGUUAGAUUGCAUGAAUCGCUUGGUCCAGGGCUUUGGACACUUCAUGUAAGGCGCUUUCCAUUCAACCAAAAAUUCCAGAAAUUUCGAAACGGGUGCAAAUGGUACGGAAAUUUCUUGGAAGAGUUUACGGAAAAGUAGAAAAUUUUUAAAUUUCCGAAAUGCGAGCCAUUCAACCGGAAAUUCGGGAAAUCCUAGGAGGGAAAUCAAACAGAACGGAAAUUUCAGAAAUGUUCGAUAAUUUAGGUACGCCUUUCGAGUUUGUCCUCUUUUCUAAUAAUUCCGGACGAUGCUGUUCCAUUCGCCACUGCGAAUUUCCCUAAAUGCAAACCGAAAUUUUUGCUCGAAUGGAAAGUGCCCUAUCAAUUUAGCAACGCUAGUGAUCAUUUUAAUCAAAGUCUGUUAAAAACAGUGUUUGUAGCUGUUAUUGUUUUUAUUAUCAUUUUAAAAUGCUUGUAGAAUAAAAGGAGUUUGAAAUAAAGGUAUGUUUUUUGUUUGA